AUGGGUACUAAUCAACUUCCGGUCGAAAUAAUAGAUUUAAUUGUAAACCAUUUUAAGGCUGGAUUAAAACAAACGGCUCCAAAUCCAUUGAAUACUGCCGACAAACCCUUCUUAAAGCGCUCAGCCAUGUUUGAAUUACUGAACUUGCGAUUAAUCAACAAAACGUGGUCGAUUGCAAUUAUACCACAUAUAUAUCAAGAUAUGUCUUUAUCGGCACCAUCGAUGAUCGAAUGCCUCAAAGACACUUGGAAUCACUCUAAAAUCAUUUCAAUCACAUCUCGAGUCCAGCGCUUAUGCUUUGAUCAAGUAGAAUAUCCCAACUUAAAGUUUACUAUACAUUUAGAUGGGCAAACAUUAGAUCAGAUGGCAGAACCAAAGGGUGAGGGAAAGGAGCAUAAUCGAGAAGUGACGCUAACUAGGAAAGCCGUAAUUGAUUCUAAGGUUGCAUGA
Molecule: messenger RNA, 450 nt
Organism: Melampsora larici-populina 98AG31
Lineage: Eukaryota; Fungi; Basidiomycota; Pucciniomycetes; Pucciniales; Melampsoraceae
Exons: 2
Coding region: 1-450 (149 amino acids)
Source: RefSeq, a predicted model, not a curated record